Diorhabda sublineata is the source of this 9137-nucleotide messenger RNA. RefSeq names its product homeobox protein homothorax (gene hth). The transcript has 17 exons. The record is from RefSeq and is a predicted model, not a curated record. NCBI's taxonomy places the organism in Eukaryota, Metazoa, Arthropoda, Insecta, Coleoptera, Chrysomelidae. The coding region runs from base 798 to 2162 and encodes 454 amino acids. Gene Ontology annotation, biological process: positive regulation of transcription by RNA polymerase II; brain development; animal organ morphogenesis. Gene Ontology annotation, molecular function: RNA polymerase II cis-regulatory region sequence-specific DNA binding; DNA-binding transcription activator activity, RNA polymerase II-specific.
GAUUUCCUCUAUACCUCAGUUAUUGUUUUGGACAUGUUUGGAUCUUAUGAAUAUGAUAACUUCAGAUCUCCUAUAGCUGCAAUGGAAUAUAUGUUUGAUAAUUAUGAGAUUCUACACUUAAAUGGAUUACCAUUUGAAUGGAGACUCAACAAAGAACCCAUAAUUUAUAUAGGAUGCCCUUCUACGAGCAGGUGACACCACAUUUUCAACAAUAAGGACAUAAUAUAGAUUAAUCUGGCAUUUCUGAAGGAUGCCCUGCGCCGUCGGAUUCAUCGAGUCGGUGUGCGUCGCGGAUCCGUCUUCUGUAUCCAUCCCCGAAAAAGCCGACGCUGAUGCAACUCGCCCUUUCGUCAAGUUACGCUUCGAUUCGGCGGGAGCACGUAGUGCAUCGCCGCGCCACUAGAGUGCGCGCGCCGAUUCGUCUGCCGGCCGCCAUUGGUAGGUAGGCGUGUCAUAGCUGACAGAUCAUUCAUCUGGACCCCACUCUACCCUUCGAGCCGCGUGAUUGACAGUUGGCAGACGACUGCGGUACGCGCAGCACCUUCGUACGCGCUCCGGAACAUCAAGACGGCGCUGACGACAGCUGAAAACAACUGACGAACGACGACCCCAUGAACAGCGCGGUGGAAAUUUUGUGACAGUGCAGUGGAUCGGGUAGUGGCAGAAAUAUUGAAUAAGUGUUAAUAUAGUGCGCGACAAAGUGUAGGGAAAACUUGAAAACUGCAGUGUGCAGUACAUGGCUCAGCCACGGGUGUAACUUUUUUUAAUAAGGCCCAACAGUGAUCAAAAUUCGAGUCAUGGAUGUUCUUCAAAAAAACUACGACGAUGGUAUCCAUCCGGGGUACAUGGACGGCGCGGCGGGGGGCAUGUACGAACCACACGUUGCCCAUCGACCUAGUUUACCAGGUCUUCAUCACUCCCCCCAUUUGAAUCAUGCUAUGCACCCUUAUCACUCGAACCAUGUUAACCCCACGGCGAAUCACGUCAUGGGUGGAGCCGUACCUGAUGUCGGGAAAAGAGACAAGGACGCGAUCUACGGACAUCCGUUAUUUCCUUUAUUGGCUUUAAUUUUCGAAAAAUGUGAAUUAGCAACAUGUACGCCUAGAGAACCUGGUGUUGCGGGGGGUGACGUGUGCUCCUCUGAAUCGUUUAAUGAAGAUAUAGCUGUUUUUUCUAAACAGAUACGACAAGAAAAACCAUAUUAUAUAGCAGAUCCAGAAGUUGACUCAUUAAUGGUACAGGCAAUUCAAGUGCUACGGUUUCAUCUCUUGGAAUUAGAAAAGGUUCAUGAAUUAUGUGACAAUUUCUGUCAUCGGUAUAUAAGUUGUCUGAAGGGUAAAAUGCCCAUAGACUUGGUGAUAGACGAAAGGGACGGCGGUAAACCUCCCGAAUUGACGGGUUCUACCAACGGAGAUGGUGGCACUAGAAGCAAUGCGGAUUCAACAUCUCAUACGGACGGUGCGAGUACUCCAGAUGUCAGACCACCAUCGUCGUCGUUAUCAUACGGGGGUCCGGUCAACGAUGACGUCAGAUCUCCCGGUACGCCUGGACCUCUAUCACAACCACCCGCAUCGCAGCAAAGUCUGGACGCUUCGGAUCCUGAUGCUAUGGGUAAAUGGUGUCCGCGACGAGAAUGGUCCUCACCUACGGACGCCAGGGCGGCCAGUGACGCAGCGCGUAGAGGUGUCCUUUAUUCUUCCGUCUUCCUCGGUAGUCCCGGUGAAGCGAGUAAUGCGAGUAUCGGUAGCGGGGAGGGUACAGGAGAGGAGGACGACGACACGAACGGAAAGAAAAAUCAAAAAAAGAGAGGCAUAUUUCCCAAAGUAGCAACAAAUAUUCUCAGAGCGUGGUUAUUUCAACAUUUAACGCAUCCUUACCCUUCGGAGGACCAGAAAAAACAACUAGCACAGGAUACUGGCCUUACGAUACUACAAGUUAAUAAUUGGUUCAUCAACGCGCGGCGGAGAAUCGUACAGCCUAUGAUCGACCAAUCGAAUCGAGCUGUGUUUUCACCGCACGCGGGACCCAGUGGUGCGUACAGUCCAGAUGGUACCAUGGGCUACAUGAUGGACGGACAGCAAAUGAUACAUCGGCCGCCUGGUGAUCCAGCUUUCCAUAAUCAAUAUGCCCAUUAUCCUGAAUACUACGGACAUCAUCUGUGAGGUUCUCUCCUAGUGUAACAACGACAAUGGACAUAGAAAUAUGCAACUUUUAAAUGUGAUUAUUCUUUGUACAAAGUGUAAAUGUAGUGCCCCAGUGUUUGUUAAAAAUUAAUAAAAAGAAGAAUAAAUAAAUGGGAAGAACUUGUACAAAAAGUAUUAGACUAAAAAUUCGUGCUGACUGCUGUACAUAGAUAGUGGUGAACGUGUGGGUCGCCCCGGAAGUGGUUACUCACCCUGUAUACAUAUAUAUAAAUAUACACUGCACCGUCAGUUAUAAAGUAAAACAAUGGACAACCGCAAAACGUGUAAAGUCAUGUGGUCUCGUAGCUUUUAGGUUCCUCAGUGUGUUACCUAAAAAAAAUAUACCCUCGUCCUGACCCCCCGAUCAGCCAACUUUCCCAUACCCCCUUCCUCUAACGUCCUAUCAUAUCCUUCAUCCGAAGAAAAUGGUUCAUAUUGCUCCGCAAACAGGUUCUACAUGUAUUUGAUCCGUUUCACUGGUUACGAAGCUCUAAAAAAAAUUCAGUCCGAAUUGUAUGGGGUAAACAAUUUUCUUAUUAACGGGCGUAAGUUCAUUCCACUUUCGAUUAGAAAAAAAUUGUGAUUUGUGACAUAUUUUUUGUUGGCUUUCAAUUAAACAACUUUUUAUUGCUUCCCCGUAAAUCUCUCUACAAAUGCUACUGUUAUUCGUUCUCAAAUAUUAAUAAGCAAAAUAAAAUUAAAACAAUAAUUCAGUUUUAAACAAAACACUUUUAAAAAUGCGUCAACAUCAAAUGAACAGUCGUAGAAAAAAUAUAGUAUAUAUAUAACUAUUAAUUUCCAACAGUUGCGGACAUUGCCAUAAUAAUUAUUAAGUUUUUAUUUCAUUUAUUUUGAAUAGGGAAAUGAAAAUAUGAUUGUUUCAAUGAAAAUAGCCUAAAAAAUUGUCAAAAACGCUUUUUUUGAUCCAACAUAAUCAAAAGUGUUUUAAAUGAAGCCUGUAUUAAUUUAAGAAAAUUGUAAAUUAACAUCUUGAAUUCAAUAAGAAAAUUUUAUUAGGACUUGUCUAUUUAGAGCGUUCAGAUGUGCAUGAUUGGUAGUGUUGCUAUACGAAUUUUAUACUAAAAAAAUCAUACUUGAAAGUAUAAAAAAUUUGUACAUUGAUAUUUAAUAAAUGUUAUAAAAUGUUUAGGUACUGCUUCAUUCUUUCCAAAAAAAAGUACUACUACUGAUCAUUUAUUUCCAACCUGUAGCGGAUCAACAAAAAAUGAUUGUAUACAAAAAGUACUAUUCGUACAAAAUUUUAAUAAGGUUGUGCUGUUGUAAAAUAGUUGUUAUAUCUGUUGUGAUCAUUUUUUUGCUAAAUGAGAAAUCAAUUUUUGAAACAAUCGUAUCAAAAUACACAAUUACACAAUCUAGUCACUAGGAAUAAUAUGAUAUUUAUGUCUUUUUCUUGGAAUCUAUCUCUAUAAAUCUAAAGUAAAACUCUGAGACGAAACCUUUAUAUUUACAUUAAAUUUUGUAUUGUCUUCUGGUUUUUUAUAAACUAUUACAUUCUUUUAAAUGAGAUUUUAUGAGGGGUUGAUGAAAAACUUCCGAAGUUGAUGAUCAAUUUUAUUAUUGAAUGCUGAUGAGACCCAAAAAACUGGAAAAUUACGAAUUAUGAAUUGUUUUUAGCUCUUAGUACAGCCGUUAGGAAUUUUUCCUUGGAAAGUUUUCAACUUUGCCACCUCGUAUAUUUGAUGCUCGCGCCGCCACCGCGUUAUACAGGGAUAUCAUACUUAUACAAAUAAUUGUAAAGAGAAUUUUCUACAAUUUACGUCAUUACCUUUUUUUUUUUUCUAAAAUAAAUAGUUCAACACACAUUUCUGCAGAAGUACUAAUUUCCACACCACCAUGAAGUAGAGAAAGCGGCGUGUUUUUUAUCGUGGUAUCCCCAGUAAGUCUAAUCCACAUCUAACUCACUGGUUCCAAAUCGCUUCAUUAUUGUUGACGGACCAGGUGUUUCUUCUGCAUCAUUGGCGAUGGGAUCAUCAGUUUCAUCGCGGUCCUCUUCAUUCUCGAUGUCGUCGUUUAUUUGUUCGAGAAUACUGUUCGUUUCUUCUUCUUUACUAAUAUCUUGUGAUGGAAAUUGCGAAUUAUAACAAGAACAGUUCGUGCACACAACGGAGCACUGCCUUUUUGCGUCCGGAAGCUUUUUGACCACCUUUCUUACAUUUGCAAGCUUUCCGAAGCAGGGGCUUGAAUCUAGAAUCAUCAAUGAGCCCGUUCUUGUCCUUUUUCCAUCCCAAUUGUUCUACAUUUUGUUCGUUCCCAUACCACUACUGAACCUGGUGCUAAGUUCGAAACGAAUGUUGUCGUGCUGUUGCUUUUCUUAUUAAAUAUUAAAUUUACUUCUAGAAGCUGAUGAAUAACCUAUAAUUAUUUAAAAAUGUACUUUUAAGACUUUCCACAUCACUGUAACUGUAUAAUUCGAUGAAGAAACUCUCUCCAGCUUUAGCAUCGACUUCUGUAUCAUCAUUUGGAUUUUUAAAUACAUCGAUGACCUAGUUAUGACAUAAAUUGUUGGAAAUUUUCUCUGCAUUCAUUUUGUACGGAUAAGUUUUUCCUGUAAAAUGCAUCGGGUAGGAGUUAUUGUCAAAAAAUUGCAUUUACGCGCCAUUUUUUCAAUAUGUUGGCGCGAGCGGAAAAGAUACGAGACGACAAAGUUAAAAUUCGGAAAGAGCACGUCAAAAUCUAGACAAUUGCCAAUUUUCAAAACUCCAACUUUUUGAGUAACCUCUAAUUUUUCAACCAAAAUGACUGUACAUACUAUCUAUUUUAUGAUAACAAAAAAUUUACGAUCAUUAAAUAGUAACAUUACAAUUCUUAAUACAAACAUUUACUUUGCAUUAGUUUAAACUGCCGAUACAAACUUGUUUAUGUUCAAAUAUAUCCAAAUUUCAAGGAACCAAGCACUACCUCUGAGAUAGUAGGUUAAUAUUCAUAUCUAUAUGAAUCAAAAAGUUUUGUAGUAGAAAAUCGGCUUUAUUAAAUCAUGAAGAGCUCCAAAUAGCUCAAAAAUUAGAAAGAAAGUAUGUAUAACAACGUACAAUUUUCCAACAUUAGAUGCAACAUCCCAAUUAUUUUUAACAAAUUGAUUACUUAUUCUGUAAAAUAUAAAGCGAUGCUUACUCGAAUUUUGAUUCUUGACAAAUAUAUCAACAAUGGCUUGUUCUUAAGGUAUUUUUCAGGUUAUUCUAUUGACUAGAUUUCGAAGUGCUAAGUUAGUACUCACAUUUUAAAUUUCAAUUUAACGAUUGUUUCAAAAAAAGACUUUUUCCUCCCUUUAUAGCCCCGAUUAAUAUAUUAUACGAUAUACGUAAUUUUACCUAGAUUCAAAACUAACCUUAUCUAGGACUUAUCAAAUACACAAGUAUACAGAAUGUCGCAAUGUUAACUCAGGUGGUAUUUGGCUGAUAAAUUUAUGCAGAAAGUUCUUGAAUACUUUUUUUAGAUGAAUAUCAAAAUUUUUAAAUUUCAAUUAGAUUAUGCAUUUUCAAUGACUUUCUGUAUAAUAAUAGUACUUACCUUUUUUUCUUGAAUUUGUUUGGGUUCACAUUCAAAGUGACUAGAUAUUUUAAAAUAACGAAAACAGUACAGGGUGUUUUACUAUCAUGUAAUUCAUUUGAAGGGAAUAUAAGUAGUCAUGUAGCCAAUUUUUACCAAUAUAACUCAUUUAUAUUACUUACUGACUGCAGUGUGUUAAAUCACUUGUAUUAUUUUUAAAUUUAUUAUAAAUGAAAAUUUGUUGUAGGUAAUUUUUAUUUUAAAUAUGCGGAAUUAUAAAUUGGAUUUAAGUAAAUAACAUACUUAAUACCCAAAUGACACAAAAUUAUUUAAAAUAAUAUAAAACUUAGUUAAAACACAUUUUUGAUCAACCAAACGAAAAACAAAUCGAGAAAUUCUCUAAAUUUAAUUUCAUAUUUCAUCUGUCAUCUUUUUACUACGAAUUUGUGAUCAAAUGAUCCUCUACUUGCCACAAAUCAACCAAUUAUUAGGGAAUAGUGAGUAAAUCAGAUCCGAUACCUUGGUUAAUCCAAAACUAGAACUUUUAUUUUUAGAAGGUCCUUGUAAUAUGAUCGAUAUUUUCUUAUACUUGGAGUAAACUAAAUCUCUAAUUGUAUUAAUUUUUUUAAUAGUUUUUAUAUAAAUGCAAACAAACAUCGAAAGUACACAAGUACACAUUAAAUUUCCUCGUCUUCAAUUUUUUAAUCUGGUUAGUUUUUUGAAUGCCUAGUAGUAAUUUUAGGGCGUAAUUGAUUUCUCUCCUCUAUGUUUUAUCUUAUACUAGUUAUUUUAUUCACCUGAUUUAAGGUGAAGUGAUUUUUAAAAAUUCAUUUAGAGUUUUAGUGUAAUAAAAAAAAUGAUAUAUAGACCUGCAAAUUGAGAGUUUCUAGUAUGAAUCUUUGUUUUAAAAGAACUCCUUCACUCAUAAUAUUGCUUUUGAGAUUAAUUAUUCGAGAUUCUUAUUUUAUACUUAAAUUUAUUUUCUUCGAGCGUCAAAACCUAUUAGAGCUUCCUUUUACGUAAUCCAUAUCAUUCUAGAGAGGACGUAGUAAAAGCUGUCAAAACUAAAUAUAAAUAAAGAAAAUGAAAUAGUUAAAAAAUAGAUAUAAAUCAUUUUUUUUUCUCUUCCGGAUCUGCUAUCUCCAUUAACUUGGUCUAUCCACUUUAUUCUCUGUUUACCUCUUCUUCUGAUGAUACUGCUUGCAAAUUUGUCCGAAUUCAAUUAUUUUGGCGAUAUAUGGUACGUACUAACAUCGUUAUUUUUUAUUUAUUUUGUUUAUUAUUGCAUUUUUUAUACAUACUUUCGCUAUUCUUUUUAAGUACUUCAUUUUAUUGGUCUUCCUCCUUCUUUCUUUCAUUUGUAUAUAUCACUAUCGUUAUCGUUAUUGUAUUAUGCAUCUUUUCAUUUCAAUAUCUGUUCCCGUUCGUUCUUGUUUAGUGUCUAGUAGAGUUUCGUUUAUUUAUUUUUCUUAUUUGUUAUUUAUCAUCCGAACCUUCCUAGAUCUUUAUAAGCAAUUACUCUUUCCAGUGGUUCGCCUUGCAUUUGAUUCCAUUUAUAUAUUCAUCUUUUAAUUCAUACUUAAUCAUCUUCACUUCUUUUCUAUUAAUUUAUUUUUGCAGGUAUCAGAAUGUUUUCUUUAACUGUUUUAUAAUUCUGUACUCAAGUUUUGUUUCUGCUUUAUCCCCUUCAUGAUUGAGGUAGCCUAUUAUCGUGUUUAACUGUUUUAUAAUUCUGGACUUAUGCUUUGUUUCAUGCUUCUUCAUUCCUGUAUUUUAGCCCUUACUGUCUUUUUUCUGAUUGCUCCUUUUAGUCCAAUUCGUUUCCAUAUUUCUGCUCUUUUUAUAGUGUCGAAGGCUACUAUCUCUUAACGUCUUUUCCAGUAUUUAACUCUAUAGUUUGUGCUAAACAUAUCAAUGGUCUCUGUUUUAAAUAUUGAUAUUAUCCAGCAAUCUUUCCAGUUUCUCGAUAGUUUUUUUUUUCUUUUCAAAUAACCUAAUAUAUAUAAUUUAAAAUUUAUCGAUUAUUAUUGCAUAGGAUAUUCCUUUAAUUGAAUUUAAAAGAAUAUUUUAUAUCCAAUAAUUAACAAAACUGCUUCCAUUAAAUAUCAUUGUUUUUCAAUAAUAUAUUUUAUGAAAUUAAUAAAAAAAUCAGCAGCUAUGUCCCUAGGUCUUGUUAAUUUGGAUAAUUGAGGAUUAUAAAAAAAAUCUACUCACAAAUGCCCUGAUAAAUGGUUUAAUAUUCCUCAAACUAGAAACCCCCUUGUACAUUUAACUUUAUGUUGUUGUUUAUUGUUGUUUCUAAGGAUAUCUAGUUUGAGAUUUCUCUUUUAAUUUAUAAAACAAAAUUAACGAACUCUACGUCUUUUCGCUAAAUACAAACGUAUACGAACUUAGUGAUGUUAUGUAGGCUAAUCUUAUUAUUAUAAUUAUUAUCGGAUACUAUAUUGCGAGCAGGCGUAAAGUAACACAUUUUUAUCGGGGUUUUGAAGUUUGUUUCUGAAAUAUAGGGUGUUGUGGUGCAAUAGAACCUGUAAACAUUUGUUGUAAAAACAUUUUUCACUUAAAUAGAUUAGUAAAUCACCCUAUUGUUGAUUAAACGAGUCGGUAUUUUUUUUUGUAAAACCAUCGAAUCGACAAAAUUUAUCAGCGGUGAUUAAAAUUUAAGAAACAAACUUGAUGACUUUCUAGAUUAUAAAAUCUAACUUAAAUGUUUAUCUUUCACAUAUUUUUCGUUACCUUUGUUAAAGGUGCAAGGUCUCGAUGGGGUUUUAUUAUUUUACAUCAUUUUAAAGAGUUUUCUAUAGUUUUUGAAAUGAUAAAUAUUGUAUAUAUUGUAUGAAGUAUAUUAAACGCCUAGUGACACAUUGUAUACCAACUGUUUCUUACCCCAAAUACACACCAAGUUAGUAAAUUUUCAAAUUAUCAAUACAUCAAUAAUACGAAAUCAACUAGUUGUUAAUAUUGGAAAAACAAAUCUAAAUAUUUCAUUAUUCUUCAUGUACAUUUUUGCUGUUGAGUGUUUUGGUGGUAAUUUCGGUACUGACAUUUCUAUAAAAAGUCCCCGUCUUGGCCUGCCCACGAUAUUAUUGUACAUAAUAUACCUCCGAAAGAAUGUUGGCUGUUCGUUUAUGAGUGAUUUCCCAUCAAAAAUCAUCGCCUUAUCCAAUGUAUACGAAAAUAAAACAUACAAAAAUAAUAAAUUGAGAGUAAAAUCAAUACAGAUCAUUGAGAAAAAAACGUACCUCUGUGUUAAUAAGUAAGAAAGAGAGAGAGAGAGAUAAAGAGGAAUCUUUUAUUGUGUUCUGCUUUUAAUGAAAGUAUAUUAUUAAUAUUAUAAACGAUUAUGGGACGAGAAUACCUCUUAACUAAUUUGGUAACGCAGUGUCCUCUGUAUAGUGUUUUUUGAAACGUGAGCAUUAAAUGCUACAUCUUGUGUACUUAUAUAAA